Molecule: messenger RNA, 750 nt
Organism: Histoplasma capsulatum G186AR
Lineage: Eukaryota; Fungi; Ascomycota; Eurotiomycetes; Onygenales; Ajellomycetaceae
Exons: 4
Coding region: 1-750 (249 amino acids)
Molecular function (GO): oxidoreductase activity
Source: RefSeq, a predicted model, not a curated record
AUGACUGAUAAGGAGGGCCGCGCAAGCUGGAUAGAAUGCUUCAUCGGCUACCGCGACCUCCAAAAGGCCAUUUCCCUUUACCAAAAGACAUACCCAGGGGGCUCCAAGGAUGACUUCCAACUGUCAUGGAAGCCUUACUUCAUAGACCAAGAACCCCCCAGCGAGAGCAUAAUUAUCCACGACCGGAUGCUCCGGAAGAUGGGGCCCAAGAUGACCGAGGCGGCGCAGACGCGCCUAAGGCGCGUUGGGGCGACGUUGGGUCUCGAUUUUAAGUUCGGAGGGUAUAUGGGUAGCUCAAGGCUUGCGCACGUCCUUCUACAUACCACCGGUGCGGAGAAGGGGCUUGUGAUGCAAGGUAAGGUUUCUGAUAUAUUAUUCCGGUAUCAGUUGGAGCUGGAGGAGGAUAUCAGUUGUGUUGAUACGCUUGUGAGGGCUGCGGUGGAGGUGGGGCUGGAGGCGGGGGAGGUUAGGGAGUGGUUGGCAGGGGAAGGGGCGGGGCGUGGAGUGCGGGAGAUUAUUGAGGAGGAGGCGAGGAAGAUUAGGGAUGGGGGCGUUCAGGGGGUGCCGCAUUUCAUUAUCGGUGGGAAUUAUCAUAUCGAUGGGGCGGUGGAUGUUACGGAGUUUUUUCAGACGGUAGUGGAGGUUAAGGAAAGGGAAGGAGGAGGAGGUGGUGGCGGUGAUGGUGGGCUAGUGGUGACGACGGGCGCGAGUUGUAAGUUGUCUCCGGGCGGAGGGGAAAUGGUAUGUUGA